CUGACUCCCGAAAGGGUUAUUGUGUCCCAGGCUGGCUGUAAAAAUGCUAUUGGCUACGUCUCUGCGGCCAAAGUGCAGCCAGAAUGUUUCUGUCUCCAUUCAGAGCAUUUGUUAUUUUGGCUGAAAAGAAGUAAGCGGCACUUUCAGGGCAAGGAUGGAGCAGCAGAAUACCAUCAAGAAGGAAGGGAGGCUGACGCUUGUACUCUUCCUGGCAACGCUGAUAGCUGCCUUCGGGUCAUCCUUCCAGUAUGGGUACAACGUGGCCGCCGUUAACUCCCCUUCCGAGUUCAUGGAGGCAUUUUAUAACAAGACCUACUAUGAGCGAACCAACAGCUACAUGAGCGAGUUCGUCUUGACCUUGCUGUGGUCUGUUUCCGUGUCCAUGUUCCCCUUCGGAGGCUUCAUCGGGUCCCUCAUGGUCGGCCCUCUGGUGAAUAAACUGGGCAGGAAAGGGACCUUGCUUUUCAACAACAUCUUUUCCAUAGUGCCCGCGAUCUUAAUGGGGUGCAGCAAGGUCGCCAGGUCUUUUGAGAUGAUCAUUGUGUCCAGACUUUUGGUGGGAAUAUGUGCAGGUCUGUCCUCCAAUGUUGUGCCCAUGUACCUGGGAGAGCUGGCCCCCAAAAAUCUGAGGGGGGCCCUGGGGGUGGUGCCUCAGCUCUUCAUCACCAUCGGCAUCCUUGUGGCCCAGCUCUUCGGCCUUCGGAGCCUCCUCGCCAACGAAGAAGGCUGGCCGAUCCUCCUCGGGGUGACCGGGGUCCCCGCGGCUCUGCAGCUCCUCCUGCUGCCCUUUUUCCCCGAGAGCCCCCGGUACCUGCUGAUUCAGAAGAAGGACGAAGCGGCUGCCAAGGACGCGCUGCGGCGGCUGCGCGGCUGGGACGACGUGGGCGCCGAGCUGCAGGAGAUCCGGCGCGAGGACGAGGCGGAGCGGGCGGCCGGCUUCGUCUCGGUGCUGCGGCUGUUCCGCAUGCGGUCCCUGCGCUGGCAGCUGCUGUCCGUCGUCGUCCUCAUGGGCGGCCAGCAGCUGUCGGGGGUGAACGCGAUCUACUACUACGCAGACCAGAUCUACCUGAGGGCGGGGGUGAACGCGAACCAUGUCCAGUAUGUGACAGCGGGCACCGGGGCCGUCAACGUGCUGAUGACCAUCUGUGCUGUGUUCGUGGUGGAGCUCCUGGGCCGGAGGUUCCUCAUCCUCCUGGGCUUCUCCGUCUGCUUCGCGGCCUGCGGCGUGCUGACGGCUGCCCUGGCCCUGCAGGACACCAUAUCCUGGAUGCCCUACGUCAGCAUCGCCUGCGUCAUCAUCUACGUCGUGGGACACGCCCUGGGGCCCAGUCCCAUCCCCGCGGUGCUCAUCACGGAGAUCUUCCUGCAGUCCUCGCGGCCGGCCGCCUUCAUGGUGGGGGGCAGCGUGCACUGGCUCUCCAACUUCACCGUGGGCCUGAUCUUCCCGUUCAUUCAGGCGGGCCUCGGAGCCUACAGCUUCAUCCUUUUCGGCGUGAUCUGUCUUCUCACAACCAUCUAUACCUUCCUGGUGGUCCCCGAGACCAAGGGCAAGACCUUCAUGGAGAUCAAUCAGAUUUUCACCAAGAUGAACAAGGUGUCAGAGGUGCACCCGGAGAAAGAGGAGCUGAGGGACUUUCCACCCCGUGCUCUGGGGCUGUAACUUGAGAGCAGGAGCCUGCCCAGAGGGGCUGCGCCAGCUUCCCUCCCGGGCUUUCGUCCUGACCCGCGGCCCUCUGUGGACACGAAGGACGAGGCCCCGUGCGGGCGGGAACGCACUGGGACUGUCCGGAGGGCUCCGGCGCCGCCUCUCCCCAGAGGGCCCCCACCAGCCCCGCGUCACCGGGAGCAGGUGCCCUUCACCGCGCUGGGCUCCUGAUAACACCAGUGACAGCGAUCAUCCGCGUGGUGGCGAGAUGGGAGGAAUCACAUCCGGCCGGAGGAAACAACUCUUCUGCAAUCCGUGGGUCUUCUGGGGACCGGAGGCCUGCGUGCAGGGAAAUUCUUCCUCCUGCUGGAUCCGUCUCCGGAAAUACCUGGACAAUGUGCCAUCUAAGAAGCUGGGGAGCAGGUCCCUGUGGAGAUGUUAACGGACUCAGAGCUCGUUAAUCCUGAAUUAUCUUGCUGGAGGACAAUGAAUGGCGUGGCCUCUGAAUGCCCAAUAAAGCACAUAUGAUCACUUUUCACAA
This is a messenger RNA of Hyaena hyaena (striped hyena), 2186 nucleotides long. RefSeq names its product solute carrier family 2, facilitated glucose transporter member 5. The record is from RefSeq and is a predicted model, not a curated record. The transcript has 12 exons. Gene Ontology annotation, biological process: fructose transmembrane transport. Gene Ontology annotation, molecular function: fructose transmembrane transporter activity. Bases 155 to 1660 code for a protein of 501 amino acids. NCBI's taxonomy places the organism in Eukaryota, Metazoa, Chordata, Mammalia, Carnivora, Hyaenidae. Gene Ontology annotation, cellular component: membrane.